Messenger RNA from Stegostoma tigrinum, 5922 nucleotides. RefSeq names its product protein rapunzel-like. Lineage: Eukaryota; Metazoa; Chordata; Chondrichthyes; Orectolobiformes; Stegostomatidae. The coding region runs from base 735 to 1919 and encodes 394 amino acids. The transcript has 3 exons. The record is from RefSeq and is a predicted model, not a curated record.
UGAAGGAGAAAUGGAUCCCCACCACUCCCUACCCGCACUCAACUAUCACCAUCCCAACUACCUUCCCCAGCCCCACUCCUCCCCCAUUUCUGAAGAAGGGUCCUGACCCAAAAACGCUGACUUUCCUGCUUUUCUGAUGCUGUCUGACCUGCUGUUCUCCUCCAGCCCCAAACGGUACUAUCUCUGACUCCAGCACUUGCAGUUCUCACUAUCUCGGAGUUUCAGACGUACUGUUUCGAGUCAGCCCUGUUCCUGGGAUUGGUUCAAUCAAUAGGAAAAUUACAAAGUCCAAAACUGCCUUAUGCAACUCCUUUUCCUGGACAGAAACUCAUCUGCAUUGGAGAAAGUGAAUUGCAUUCCUGAAUCAAACAGCAGUACCCAGGCGGAAUUAUCAUGCCGGUUACCAUGUGACACAGGAAAUGAAGUAAAGCCAAAAUACUUGGGGAUGACUCACAGACUUGUUUUUAAAACAGCAACUCGAACCUGUGGAACUGACACUUCAGAGGCAACAUCAGUAAAAGAAGCAGGAACCUUUGGAGCGAGAACAACAGCAUUGAUUUCAGCUCAGCUGUAACCACGCAACUCGAUCCAGUGGAACUGACACUUCAGAGGCAACAUCAGUAAAAGAAGCAGGAACCUUUGGAGCGAGAACAACAGCAUUGAUUUCAGCUCAGCUGUAACCACGGGACAACUGAAGGAAGUGACCAUCUAAAUACAGUGCUUGGACCAUCAGUAUGGCUGGAACAGCAGUGGAUUCACUAGAAUUGGCAAAAGCCAGCACGGAGGUUGCAACCGCAAUAAUUGCAGUGAAGAAUGCAAUGACAGUUCUUGAAAGUUUAGAAAAAUUAGCCUCUGCUGCUGGAAUAUGCGGAGCUAUAUUUGGGGUAGCAGCAGCAAUUGUUAAACUUGCUUUGGGUAAUGUGGAGAGUGAGGAGUUGAGAUACAUGAAGGAGCAGUUCAAGAUUGUCAGGAACAAGCUGGACAUCAUUUCAGAUCAGAUUCAUGAAGUGCUUCGGGCUAUCGAACAAAGCACAGUUAAUGAGCAGUACUUCCCCAUUGAAGAGAAUCUGAAAAACCAGUUCAGGAAGUACAUGGACAUCCUCAAUGCAGUGCCGGAAUUCCGGGAGAAUGAGAAAAAAGAGUUCCUCACACACUUUGAUGCGACAAAAGGUGACCAGAACCUUCACACUCUCUUCGAUGCUGUGAUGGGAUAUUCUGCCGUCUUUGGUAAACCCAUUCUGGAAACUGCCAUGGAAUAUGGUCAGAAGAAUCGGCGUCAGAUGGAAAGUCUCUGCUCCCGUCUCAAGGAGCUCUUCUGCAUUGGCCUGAUUGCCCUGGUGGGUCACUCUGCUAUGACUGGGGGCGAUGUAGAGGCAUUGAAGAGAGAGUGGAAUGAGAAAAUGGCUAAAGUAGAAAAUAAAAUGAAAUCCAUGAUAGAUCAGUGCAUCAAUGAGUUUCCUGACCAGGCAGAAAUAGAUGUUAAGCAAAUGAUAAAUCGAAGGGGUGAAAGAAAUAACUGUGAAUGUGUAAGUUACAUUCUAGAUGGUUUAUUGAAGAAAUAUGAUUGGAUUAAAUGGUCUGUUCGGGUCUAUGACCCUGUCAGUGGCUUCGACAAUCACUGUGUCAAUGGCACCAAUCGGUUUCACCUUUUCAGACACAAUGGGGUUAAUGCUGUUGUCUCCUAUGCAAUUGAUCCAAAACCAAUUGAUAAAAGUUACAUAAGGGAGUUAAUGGAGGGGAAAGAUGGCUGGUCUGAUGCAAGACGGGUUGCAGAACAUGUGUACAAUAACCUUCCCCCUGGGCAUGUUGUACACACAGUGAGACGCCUCAAGGGUCUGUGGUAUAGUGGUACCUUUCCUGCAGAUUGUCAUUUCUGGGAAAAUUACUCAGGUGUCACUCUGUGUGUUCAUUCAACAUAAACUGAGCUUCCCAGUUCCUCCUCCCCUGAGUUAAUGCUGCCGUCAUUCAGGGGAUAAGGUUUUGAGUUUUGGAAAUAUUACUCUUUUCAUUCAUUGCCAUCUAUUCGACUGGAAACCGAUGAAUUCUUAAACCUCUUCUCGGAAAUGACUACUUGUUUGACCAUUUCUCUCUCCCUGACUAUUGCAGUCCCAACAGCGUGUUUGUCCCUUUGUGUUGUUGGCAGAAAGCUACAUGGCUUCAUUUGAGAAAAACUAAAAGAACUGUUCAGGAAUGAAACAAAUUUCUGGAGAAGAUCAGCAGUUCCGGCAGCAUCUGUGAAGGAAAUAACAGAGUUAACAUUUUGGUUCUGGUGCCCCUUCCUGACGGCUUCAUUUGAUGAUGACCCUCCUCAAUGUGACAAAUGAUUCUUUGAUCAAUGUUGCGAAACCUCAUUCGUCUUCGAUCCCCCGUCUCUGUCUUGUCUGAAUGCCCCAUAACCGGGAAUGUUGAGCUGCCAAUCAUGCCCAUCUUGUCUUUCGGCCAAGCCUCCGUUACAGCAAUGAUAACAAACUCCAUGGUGCCUCUCUGUACUCCUUAGGCACUUUGCAUUAGCAUGUAUUCCAUUUAGCUUAACAAACUCACUUCUUUCUUCUCUAGUCUAUGGUUUCUCUAUUUUAACCAAUUCACAUUUUAACCUCCUAUCUCGUUGUACCUUCUCAUCUGAACAUCAAAAUCCUAUGCUCCUGGCGAUCUGGUUUAAAGUUGCCCAAACAGCAUCAUAAACCUCCCUACGAGGAGGUUGGUCAUGUUCCUGCUCAACUGUAACACAUCCAACUUAUAAAGAGCCCACCAUCUGAAGAAUCGAAAGCUCUGUUUCCUGAACCAUCUCUCCAGUAACACAUUCAUCUGCUCUAUCCUGCCAUUCUGAUUCUCUCUACUGCACGGCACCAAGGAAAAUCCAGAGGUUCCUACCUUUGAAGUUCUGCCUUUCAAUUUCCGACCUAACUCCCUCAUUUCUCCUUCUCCCUCUGUCACUGGUCCCAACAUGGUCCAUAACUUCUGUUGCCCAUCCACACGCCUUUCACUAUUCCAUGGUAUCUACGGUCCUGGGACCCAGAAGGCAGCACACCAUCCAGGAGUCACGUCUAUGAUUGUCGAGAUGUUUGUCAAAUCCUCUCACUGAUGAAUCCCCGAACACAAUUGUCCUUCCACACUUCCUCCUCUUACCAUCCCCAACCUGAGCAGCUGACCACCCACAGUGCCAUGACAUUGGCUCAGGCUGGGCUCCACAGAUAACCAUCAUUCACCAUUUUCCCAGACAUACACCUGAGAAAUUACCUCACAAACACCUUGAUUCCUUUCUUCUGUCUGGUAGUCACCCAUUUGCUCUCUGCCAGCAUUUUCUUACAGUGCAGGGUUUGGGGCGGGUAACCACAUUCUGAAAUGUAUUAUCCACAGUUUUUCAGCCUCGUGAACGCCCCAUGGUGUCUCCAGCUGCUCCUGUCUCCAAAACCCAGGGUAAACAUUGUUCUGGGCAGAGGUACUUCCUGCACAUGCUCAUCCAAACCACCAGGAGAAUCUGGGAAUUCCCACAGAGUACAGGAUGGGAAAACUAGGAGGCUUGGAUCUCAGGACAUACCUUAAUAGGAAAAGAAAUCUUCCAUUUCACUUACACUUGCCCUUUCAUGUGUAGAGAUGAGACAAAUCCUGUUCAUAUUUAUGCAAAGGUCUAACUCAGGUUCAUGAUCUUUAUUCAUUCAUGGAAUGAGGGUGUCAGUGGCCAGGUCACAUUUAUUGUCCAUCCCUAAUUGCCCAGAGGGCUGUUAAGAGUGAACCAGAUUGCUGUGGGUUUGGAGUCACAUGUAGGCCAGACCAGGUAAGGAUGGCAGUUUCCUUUCCCAAAGGACAUUAGUGACCCAGGUGGGCUUUUCCUGACAAUCGGCAAUGGAUUCACGGUCAUCAUUACAUUCUUAAUUCCAGAUAUUUAUUGAAUUGCAUUUCCACUGUCUGCUCUGGCAGGAUUUGAACCUGUGACGCAGAACAUUAUCAGGGUUUCUGGAUUAACAGUCCAGUGAUAAUACCACCCCCUCCCCUCAGUGACACUGUCACAGGAUCCCCACCCCUUCCUCUCAGUGACACUGUCACAGGGUCCCCACCCCCUCCCCUCAGUGACACUGCCACAGGGUCCCCACUCUCUCCCCUCAGUGACACUGCCACAGGGUCCCUACCCUCUCCCCUCAGUGACACUGCCACAGGGUCCCCACACCCUCCCCUCAGUGACACUGCCACAGGAUCCCCACCCUCUCCCCUCAGUGACACUGCCACAGGGUCCCCACCCCCUCCUCUCAGUGACACUGCCACAGGGUCCCCACUCUCUCCCCUCAGUGACACUGCCACAGGGUCCCUACCCUCUCCCCUCAGUGACACUGCCACAGGGUCCCCACCCUCUCCUCUCAGUGACACUGACUGCCUGCCUGGGCUGUUAUUUUCAGGCAGUGAUUUACUGGUUUACAUGUGGGAUUUUGUCCGACUCGCUCUAUGCAUCAUAAACCAGACCCGAACUGUUUAUUAGUGAGGAGAGUAUUGAGAAUGGAGGGAGAGAUCAGAAAUCCCAUCCACCCAUUACUGCCAAAUGACACAACUCCACACUAUUACAGUUCAGUGGUAACACACUGUCUGUACGCAUGUACCAGACAGACAGUGUCCUGUAUAGAAUACACCGUUUACUCUUGUUGUAUUCAUGCAGUAGUACAGGACCUUGGCGACACCACAUCUGGAGACCAAACUGUGCGCAGCUUGGGCCUCCUUAUCUGAAGAAGUAUGUUCUACCUAUGGGGGGCUUGCAAUAAAUGUUUACCAGACUGACAUCUGAAGAGAAACUGCAUUGGUUAGGCCUUUAUUCUGUGUCGGGUUUGCUGCAAUGCUCCAGCGAGGUUUGGCUCAGGCUCACUUGCCACUUGAGCACCCUGCAGCCUUCAGGGCUCAAUAUCGAGGUCAAUAAGUUAAUGUCCUGAACACCGUCUUCCAUGUUUUUUACCCAUUCCCCCAACACCCCAGGCCGAGUUAUCACAUGGGAUGCCUUAAUCACAGCCAACACAGUUUCACCCACCUCUGGUGCCCAUUAUUUGAUUUGCCUCUUUCUUUAGCACUAUUCAUCCUUUGGUUGCCUGUCUUUCUUUCACCUCUGUGUUCCAUCUGCAUCUAUCCUCUGUCGCUUUUACUCCAGCCCCUGUCUUUUGCAAACAUACCACCUUUUCUUUGCACCAUCGGAUCUGAACAUGGUCAUUGAACUUGAAAUGUUAAAAUUCUCUCCACAGAAUCUGUCAGACCUGCUGAGCUUCUCCAGCAAUUUCUCCUUUCAUUUCCAAUUUCCGGCAUCUGCAGUUCUUUGGUUUAUUUGACUAUAUUCACUGAUGCUUUGGAGAAUCAGGGAAAGAUCCCAUUGAAAACUGUCAUAUUCUAACAGAACAGGAUGGAAUAAACACUGGAAGGUUGACCAGCCAGUCCACAACAAGGGAUCAAAGUUUAAGGAUAUGGGGAGUACUAUUUAGGACUGGGAUGACAUGAAAUGUCUUCACCCAUGGAGUGGGGAGCCUGUGGAAUUCUCUAACACAGAAAGCGGAUGGGACCAAAACACUGAAUGUUUUCGAGAAGGAGUUAGAUACUCAUCUUAGAACUGAAGGGAUCAAAGAGUGUGGGUAGAAAGUGGGAACAGAGGACUCAGUUGAAUGAUCAGCCAUGAGCAUAUUGAAUGGUGGACCAGGCUCGAAGGGCUGAAUGGCCUCCUUCUGUUCCUACUUACUUUGUAUUGAUUAUUGUAAUAACUAUUUAAGGCAAUGAUGGUUUCAUUUAUGAUUAAUGGAUUUGUAAUAAUCUGAUUUGUGUCAAUUAGUCUGUAAUGUUGAAGUUCCCUCUGUAACAGGAACACUCAGUGAAUUGAACUCUGAUCUCUUGUACUUUUUAUUGUCCAGGCUUUGGAAAUAUGAUUAGAACUAUUGAAAUAAAGCUGCUUGUGACUAUUUA